CGGGAAGCUUAAAGAGUCCGUUCACAUGACCCUUCCCCUCAAGACUAAAGCAUAAAAUGGAAAUAUAAUAUCAUCAUGUAGUACUAUGGAUGGAUUACCAAAGUAAAAAGGAUGAGGUAAACUCACCUCCCCGCAAAAUUUCCCAUCUUCCAGUUUUCUACUGGUCCUCUGGAGAUUGAUGGAACAUGAGAGAAAGAUCAGAAUGACCUCAUCGGGAAUGCGGAGACAAACGAGACAGAGGGAUUAUCAUCAUCUGGUUACAGGAUUAUAUAUCCUUUGCUUCAAAAACAAACUUGUAGUCUUUAGUCCCGAAUCGUACCGAGGAUAAGGCAAUAGAUCUACUCUGGUUGAAUUAAAGGGAGAUUUCGGUAAGAAGAAUUAUAAUAAGAAAACAAGACCACCACGAUGAAAGAAGCUAUUGUGUCCAAGGGCCCGGAGGUCCGGAUCGUUGAUUCGGAGAUCCCUACACCAGGGCCAGACCAACUGGUCAUCCGGGUUGUCGUUUCGGGGAGCAACCCCAAGGAUUGGAAAAUACCCGAGUGGCUCGGAAAGACCCUGAACACUGGAGAUGACAUCGCCGGCAUUGUCCACUCGAUUGGGUCCAACGUGUGGGAAUUCAAACCCGGCGACCGCGUUGCGUCGUUCCACGAGAUGAGUACGCCUGGAGGGAGCUUCGCCGAGUAUGCUGUGGGAUGGCAGCACACCACAUUCCACUUGCCCAACAACGUCAGCUUUGAAGAGGCUGCCACUCUACCUCUCGCAUUCAUGACAUCAGCCAUCGGUUUGCAUGCCCGACUCGGCCUGCCGGUCCCCUGGACUCCCGCGACCGAGCCCACGCCGCUCGUCAUCUACGGCGGAGCCUCGACCGUCGGCGCCUUCGCCAUCCAGCUGGCCGUCAAGUCCAACAUCCACCCCAUCAUCGCCGUCGCCGGCCGCGGGGCGGACUUUGUAGAGGCCAUGAUCGACCGCUCCAAGGGUGACACCAUCGUCGACUAUCGCAAGGGCGACGACGCCGUCGUGCAGGGCAUCCGCGACGCGCUCAAGGGCGCCGAGCUCAAGUACGCCUACGACGCCACAUCCGAGCACAACUCGUACGUCAACAUCGCCAAGGCCAUGCCGACGGGUGGCAAGAUCACCGUCGUACUUCCAGCCAAGGAGGCUGUGCCCGACAACGUGGAAAUCGUCAUGACGAUGGUCGGCACCGCGCAUGGCGACGAUAGUGACUUUGCCCACGUUUGGUUCAGACUACUUGCCCGUUGGCUUUACCUAGGGACUUUUAAGCCUCACCCGCACCAGGUUGUAGAGGGAGGGCUCAAUGGCGUGGAAAAGGGACUGAAGAACCUGAAAGAGGGCAAGGCCAGCGCAGUCAAGUAUGUCUUCAGAAUUGCCGACACUCCUGGCGUGUCAACAGCUCAGUUGUAA
Molecule: messenger RNA, 1422 nt
Organism: Pyricularia grisea
Lineage: Eukaryota; Fungi; Ascomycota; Sordariomycetes; Magnaporthales; Pyriculariaceae
Exons: 3
Coding region: 406-1422 (338 amino acids)
Molecular function (GO): oxidoreductase activity, acting on NAD(P)H
Source: RefSeq, a predicted model, not a curated record